Suillus subalutaceus is the source of this 1236-nucleotide messenger RNA. RefSeq names its product WD40-repeat-containing domain protein. The record is from RefSeq and is a predicted model, not a curated record. The coding region runs from base 79 to 1011 and encodes 310 amino acids. The transcript has 6 exons. Gene Ontology annotation, molecular function: protein binding. NCBI's taxonomy places the organism in Eukaryota, Fungi, Basidiomycota, Agaricomycetes, Boletales, Suillaceae.
UAAAAAUCUGGGAUGCAAAGACUGGCGACCUGCUCACAACGAUCGAACACGAUCGUUGGAUUAGGAGCUUAGCCUGGAAUGGAAAGGAAUUUAUUUUGCGGUUCAGAUGGCCCAAUUAGGAUAUUCGACACUGCCACUUGGCAGCAGAUCGCCACUUUGGAGGGUCACCGAAACUGGGUCAACACCAUCACCUUGUCUCAGAACGGCUGGCACCUCCUUGCAAGUGCAUCAAAUGGUGAAACGGCGCGUCUGUGGAGUCUCGACACAAACCUCCAAGUUGGUCCUCCACUCCAGCACAAAGAGAGAGUGCAAUACGCAGCCCUUUCUGCUGAUGGAAAAGUGCUAGUCACUGGGGGUGACAAAGAUGUGUACGCAUGGGACAUUCACGCCAUUCUCAAAAAAGCUGGUCUUGGAAAACUUCUCCUGCAUGAUGCGGUAGCUGGAAAGUCGCCAAUGAACAAAGAUGCCACGCGACGUCCAGCUAUUCCUGCCCAUCGAACACCGCCAAGGUUCUUUGGUGACAUGCAGGGCGACAUUCAUCCCUGCACGUCGCCCGGUGUCGAUCACCCUUCCUCCAAUCGCGUUCUCGCAGCUUCUAUAGGGAGUCUGCGCGCGCUCUUUGCUCGCAUUCCGUCACUCUUCCGUCGCCCUCACUCCCAUACUGGCAAUGCAACCGAACUCCAACAAACACAAAGGCAAGGGAUCUUCUCUCGUCACGGUUCCCGUACCGUCGACGUUGCUGCAGUACAGGACAGAAAGUCCUUGUUUGUCGCUCCCCGGCCAAAACGAGAGCAGCAGCAGAACAGCCAAUCGCAUGGCCAGGGGUCGUCAUCGCAAUCUCAGCCUGCCACUACUUCGACGUCCACAACACAACUUGCCCCAAAUACAAAUAGUGGCACUCAGGCUAACAGACCGGGUGUACCAACCGUACGGUCACGACUCCUCACAUUGUUGGCUCGUCUUGUGCUUUUGAUUUGUUGCGCACCUCUCCCAAACACCGAUGGUCAUUGAUACUGCAGUAUACGAAACCUAUUUUCUUUGUAUCUCUGCUUCUUUCGCUACUCCGUCAAUCCCAUUUUCUUGUUGUGAUUCUCGUGCAGUGCAUCGGACCACGGUACUCCAAGAGGAUGAAAGCCCAGGGGUAUUAUUCUCCGCUCAUUCAGACAUUCAUUAUACUGCACUACAAAACUCAAGUGACUGAUCUUCCAGGCCUAUCUUGAGUAAUCAUAGCUAACC